Molecule: messenger RNA, 1669 nt
Organism: Prunus avium (sweet cherry)
Lineage: Eukaryota; Viridiplantae; Streptophyta; Magnoliopsida; Rosales; Rosaceae
Source: RefSeq, a predicted model, not a curated record
AUGACUAAACUCCCCCAAACAUCUUCUCUCCACACCCAUCUCUGCUUCCUUCUCUUCCUCCUCCUCCUCCUCAUCAGUCUCCCUGGAGAGUUCCCAAAAGCUCUCUACAACUGCUCAAAGCUACAGUACUUGAACCUCUCUCAAAACUCAUUUGUUGGCAAGAUUCCUGAUGAUAUCGACAGCUUGCCUCGGCUUCAAUACCUUGAGCUUGCCGGUAACUACUUUUCUGGUGACAUACCCGCGGCUAUUGGGCGGUUACAAGAGCUCAGGAACCUGCAGCUGCAUAUGAACAGCUUUAAUGGUUCCGUGCCACCAGAAAUAGGUAACUUGUCCAAUCUUAAACACCUAAAUCUCUCUUACAAUACAAAUCUUGUGCCAUGGAAUCUGCCUUCCAAUUUCACCAAGUUGAAAAACUUGAAGAAUUUAUAUAUACGCCAGUCGAAUUUGACUGGAGAACUCCCCGGAACACUUGGAGAAAUGGCAGCACUGGAAGAAUUGGAUUUGGCAUACAACAGUUUAAAUGGGACAAUCCCAAGUGGUUUGUUUCUGUUGAAGAAUUUGAGUAUAAUCUAUCUCUUCAGGAACAGCCUGUCUGGGGAUGUACCUCAAGUGGUUGAAGCAUUGAACUUGAGUAUUAUUGAUAUUUCUGAAAACGAUUUAACAGGGCCAAUACCAGAAGAUUAUGGAAACCUCACCAAGUUAACAGAGUUAGCUUUGUUUUUAAAUGGUUUUUCUGGUGCGGUUCCAGCAAGCAUUGGCCGUCUACCAAAUCUCAAACAGUUCAGAGUGUUCAUCAAUAAUUUGUCUGGAACAUUGCCUCCAGACUUUGUAAGGUAUUCAGAGCUUGAAGGGUUUGAGGUUUCGGGGAAUAGGCUCACUGGCAAACUGCCAGACCAUUUGUGCAAUUGGGGUAAGCUGUCAACACUUGUAGCUUAUGAGAACAAUCUCACUGGGGAGUUACCAAGCUCUCUUGGAAAUUGCACUGGUUUAACAGAAGUGAAGGUUUCUGAUAAUGGAUUGUCUGGGAACAUUCCUAGUGGCAUGUGGACAGCACCAAACUUGGGUCAGGUGCUGAUGAGCAACAACUCUCUUACCUGUGAGCUUCCUGAGAAAAUAUCUUGGAGUCUUACACGGCUGGAAAUCAGAGAUAACAGAUUUUCAGGUUACAUUCCAACCGGGGUGUCAUCCUGGAACUUGAAGGGAUCUUCCUAGCUUAAUCACUCUUUCUCUUGAUCAGAAUCAGCUUACUGGCUUCCUUCCAUCAGAGAUUAUAUCAUGGAAAUCACUCAACACUCUUAAUUUCAGUCGAAAUCAACUCUCUGGACCAAUUCCAGAGAAACUUGGUCUUCUACCAGUCCUUACUGAACUGGACCUUUCAGAAAAUCAAAUUUCUGGCCAAAUUCCAGCUCUGCUUGGGCUUCUGAAGCUCAACCAUUUCAAUCUCUCUUCCAAUCACCUAUCUGGGAAGAUCCCAAUUGAAUUUGAAAAUCCUGCUUAUGACGGAAGCUUCUUGGACAAUCAAGGUCUCUGUGCAACUAGCCCAUCAGCAAAACUCAGCAUAUGCAAUUCUCAACGUCGGAAGAGCCAAAUUUCAUGUACAUAUCAUACAUUGAUCUUAACUUUCGGCAUACUUUUGUCCUUGUUGGCCUUGUCAUUGUUGGCUUUGUUC